GAGGACAUGACCAGCUUUCGAACAGUACACAGAUCAGGUCAAAUAUUUUUGUGUCACAUCUGCGCCACCCGCGCCUUUAUGAAGGACCUGAUCUCGAUUCAGCUUGAAUCGUCUUGUUUUGUAAAACAAAUUUUACUUUUGUUGUUGUGCUGGCAGCCAUGAUUGAAACAGUACUCUGAAAAAUGAUGGCGAAUUUUUGUGUAACCUACAUUUUAGUAUUAUUUAUAUAGUAUUUUGUCCAAUAUUGCUUUGAAUUGUGUGAUAAUGGCUCUAGGACCUAGUGCUCUGACUUCUGACAUCAGCAGAAGAAAUCCUCAAGAUGAAUAUGAACUUAUACAAAGGAUCGGGAGUGGUACCUAUGGGGACGUGUAUAAGGCUAAGCAACUGUCCACAAAUGAUUAUGCAGCAAUCAAAGUCAUAAAACUAGAACCAGGGGAUGACUUUGCUGUAAUUCAGCAAGAAAUUUUAAUGAUGAAAGAUUGUAGGCAUCCAAACAUAAUUGCGUACUUUGGCAGUUAUCUUAGGAGAGACAAACUAUGGAUUUGUAUGGAAUUUUGUGGGGGAGGAUCGCUACAAGAUAUUUACCACAUCACAGGGCCACUUACUGAACUUCAGAUAGCCUUCAUGUGUAGAGAAACUCUCCACGGUUUGGCUUACCUUCAUGGAAUGGGUAAAAUGCAUAGGGAUAUUAAGGGUGCCAAUAUUCUUCUAACAGAAGAUGGAGAUGUGAAACUUGCAGAUUUUGGUGUGUCCGCCCAGAUUACUGCAACAAUAAAUAAAAGGAAAUCCUUCAUUGGGACACCCUAUUGGAUGGCGCCUGAGGUUGCAGCUGUGGAGCGAAAGGGAGGAUACAAUCAGCUUUGUGACAUUUGGGCAAUUGGUAUAACUGCCAUAGAAUUGGCUGAACUUCAGCCACCAAUGUUUGAUCUUCAUCCCAUGCGAGCAUUAUUUCUAAUGAGCAAGUCAGGAUUCAAACCGCCAGCAUUGAAGGACCGAGACAAAUGGAGUCCUACUUUUCACAGUUUUGUAAAGACUGCUCUUACUAAAAAUCCAAAAAAGAGGCCAACUGCUGACAAAUUAUUACAGCAUGUGUUUUUCCAAAGUGACAUGAGCAAGAGACUGGCUCUUGAACUACUUCAGAAAGUUAAUAAUCCAUCUCACAUGUUCUCAGACUUGGAAGUGGAUGAUGAUGGAACUGUUCUCAAUGUACCUCAAAGAAUUGCAUCAAGACACACAGCUCGUGCAAAACGAAGACUAUCGUCACAACAAGGCGGGAAUGCUGAGGGAGCCAACCAACAGCCAUCAUCAUCUAGGUACCCUGAUUGGGAUGUGAUUGAUGUUUUAGAUACUCUUGAUAAUGACCCUGACUGUGAUACAAGUAAUGAGUGGGCUAAAGGAAACAUCUUUGAAAGCGGCAGUGAGAAGAUCAGUAAGCGAUUUGGAAGGGCUACAAACUUUGCAGAACAUUAUGCAGCUCCUUAUCCAGCACCCUAUGCAGCCCCUCAUGCUGCAAAUUAUGCUGCAAAUUACGCAGGACACUAUUCAGAAAUGCAACGUCAUGGAUGCAUGUGUCGUAAGUCCUACCUUCCUUGCAGUGGUGCAUCUUUCUUUCAAAUGACUUUAAGGACUUUGCUGCAGUACAUAGAUGAAGAACUUGUUAUGAGGGGGAACUCCCCGUACAAGCUGUCUGCACAGGAUGAGCAGUUUUUUCUGCAAGCCACCCUACCCAUGGGAGAGUCUUCAAUGAGUGGCCAGUACAAUCAAAAUUUUGCCACAUCAGGCACAGGUGGAUCCCCCCGCCGCCAUAGCUCAGUGGAUGAGAUUCUAGGAUUGACUGCUACUCUUACAUUGAAUGGACAACGGCAAAGAUCUCUAAGUGACAGUAGAGCAUCUGAGAAUAAAUCAGUCAAUGGUGAUGGGGAUGCUUCUGGUGCCCCUGUUGAACCCGACCUGAUCCCUCACACGCCCCCGGUUCCUCCUCGGCGGAGGGACAAAAAGAGGCAUACACCUCCAAGACCAGCUAGCAAUGGACUUCCUCCAACUCCUAAAGUGCACAUGGGAGCCUGCUUUUCAAAGGUUUUCAACGGCUGUCCUUUAAGAAUCCACUGCACUGCAAGUUGGAUUCAUCCAGACACCAGGGAUCAGCACAUUCUCAUUGGUGCAGAGGAAGGCAUUUAUAACCUGAACCUCAAUGAGUUGCAUGAGACUGCUAUUGAUCAGUUGUAUGCAAGGCGCACAACCUGGAUGUAUGUCAUCAAGGAUGUGCUUAUGUCAUUGUCAGGCAAGACGCCACAACUUUAUAGGCAUGACCUUUUAGCUCUUCACGGAAAGCAGUCCCACAGAUUUUCAAUGCAUGUUAAUAAGAUACCUGAGCGGCUGGUUCCGCGUAAAUUUGCAUUAACUACCAAAGUUCCAGACACUAAGGGUUGUUCACGUUGUUGUGUUGGACGGAAUCCCUACAAUGGUUACAAGUAUCUGUGUGGGGCAUCACCAACAGGCAUAUUUCUAAUGCAGUGGUAUGACCCACUUAACAAAUUUAUGCAUUUAAAGCACUGUGAAUGCCCGCUGCCCUCACCCUUGUCUGUUUUUGAGAUGAUAAUCACCCCAGAAAUGGAGUAUCCUAUGGUUUGUGUUAGUGUGAAGCGAGGGUAUCAAACUGAUCGACUCAAACUUGAUCUUAUCAACAUGAACUCUGGGUCAAGUUGGUUCCAUAGUGAUGAACUUGAAGACAUGGACGGAGCCGCUACUGUGAUCCCUAGACGGGAAAAUGUGAAGGUUGUUCAACUCACACAGCUGGACAAAGACGCCAUUCUUGUGUGUUAUGAUAGUACUGUAAAAAUUGUGACGCUUGAAGGGAAAUUACGUAAUAGCAGAAAACAAGUUUCAGAACUUAACUUCAGUUUUCGUGUUCAAUCAGUUGUUUGUCUUCCAGACAGCGUGCUUGCAUUCCACAAAAAUGGAAUGACUGGACGCAGUCUGAAAAAUGGUGAAAUCACUCAAGAAAUCAAUGACCUUAGCAGAGUUUAUAGAUUAUUGGGGAGUGAUAAGGCUGUGAUGCUGGAAAGUCAUUUAAGCAGUGAUGUCUCAAGAGGAGGAACCCUGACUGAGCCAGAAGGAAUGGACCUCUACAUCCUUGCUGGACAUGAAGCCAGCUACUGAAGGCAACGGUAUUCUGUCUGUGCUCAACUCCUGAAGUGGAUUGCACUCCAAGGUCAAUAAGUGCAAAGAAGGGAUCCCUCUCAGCAGAAUUUGAUCUGCUAAUUUUUGUUUAUGCCAAAGAAUUGUACUUCUAGUACUUCUACUUUAGGAACUGAUUGAGGGCUACUAACUUUUAGCUCAUCAAAACUGUCUGCUCAAAAGAAGAAAGAAAGUAUUAUUAUAAAUUGACUGAUAAUUGUCUAGAAAUUUUUCAUUGUAUCUGCGGCCUCAGUUGGUAGGCUUGUUGAACAUUGGAUGAAGGAAGUGCAAAAUAAUGUUUUGGGGGGAACUUUUGUGUUUGUAAUAUUUCCUCUAUUGUUCAAUGCAGUUUCCAUAGAUUUCUGCUCCUAGCAUUCAUUUAUUUUCAUGCAAGUCUAGAUAAAGCUCAGGGAUAUAGUUUGUCAUGAUGCUGCAACUUCUAGUGUUCUAUUUUCAUACCAUCACUUUGAUGUUCCCAUGCUACUUUUUCAAGAAAUUGUCUUCCUGUCCUGAAUGUUCCAAUCUCAACAAUGAAUUUUGCUGUAUUACUGUAUCUGUUCAAGAUUUAAGCAUCAGCCUUCCUAUUCCUAGUUCACUCCAGGGUGUAGGAGGGCAAUGUGUAAAACACAACCAAAUGCAGCAUUUCAUGAAUUUUGAUUGUAUAUACUUAGACAAGAUCAUUACUUUAUUUUUGUUGAAAAUGAAAUUAAAUAAAUAAGCAACAUUAUAAAUCUAGGAUAGUGGAAAAGGUAUUUCUCAAAUUAUUUGGGGGAUUCUUUGAGCGAUGGUGUAGCAGAACCCCUUAAAGAUAGAUACUUGUCUUGAUGCUCAGUGUAAAGAUUACUAUAACAUUUAUUGUGAAGCAAAUCUCAUGAUCCUCAAAUCUUAUUCUGGAAGAACUUUGCAUAACAGUGAGUGCCAUAUUGGCUUCUUCCAAAAACAUCCAACUUCUGCAACUAUUAUCUAACAUAUCUUAUGAUGGUAUUGCUAACCUUAUAUUUUUUAGACUUUCUGUGCCUGUAGAUAUUGUAUUAUGUAUGUGUGUUCAGUGAUUGCUGAUGUGACCCCAGGGUCAGGGAAGACCAUAACAUAUUAGUGUCAACACAUGUAAUGUUUUUGACAAAUUUUAGGCAAUGGUAAACUUUUUAACAUCACAACUUUUCAUAAGGUAGCGUAUUCCACAGUUCAUUUUUUUAUGGCUGUGUGCUUUUACUGUUAGCAGCACUGUGAAUACACCAAACCAAAAAAUUUAAAACUUUUCUUUUAUCAUGUGCUCUGCAAUUGACCGACAUGAGACUUUUCCUGCAUUUAUUGAUGUAUGCUUAGCAAGGAUUAAUCAAAGUAUUGUAUGGCAGUAACUAUGCAACCCCAUACAUUCAAUAUGUAUUAUCAGUCUAUUGUUGGUUGAGCUGCUGUGCAAGGUUCAGGGUGUUAACACCAGGAACCUAAUGUAAUAUCCAAGUCCAUGAAUUGUUACAUUGAAUGGCAUUUAAAUAUUCUAUGACUUGUGUAGGGUCGUCUUCAAAUUGCAUUUGUCUCUUGAGCAGUCAACAAUAGCCAUUUGUGAACUUUCUCUCCUUUGUGCUCUUUGAUUUUCCAGUUGUCAUUCCACUUCUUUUAUUGAUGUCUUUUUCUUAGAACCCUUGUGUAUUGUUUUUAUUGCAGUAUGUGCGUUUGUGAAGUUUUAAAAUAUGAACUGAAGACUGUUUGGUUAAUUAAGCCUCCCAUUUGAAUCAUUUGAAAGAAAUUAAAUGUACCUUCUUUACUA
This is a messenger RNA of Thrips palmi, 4945 nucleotides long. It is a transcript of the gene hppy, whose product is annotated as mitogen-activated protein kinase kinase kinase kinase 5. NCBI's taxonomy places the organism in Eukaryota, Metazoa, Arthropoda, Insecta, Thysanoptera, Thripidae. Gene Ontology annotation, molecular function: MAP kinase kinase kinase kinase activity; ATP binding. The coding region runs from base 265 to 3159 and encodes 964 amino acids. The record is from RefSeq and is a predicted model, not a curated record. The transcript has 23 exons. Gene Ontology annotation, biological process: protein phosphorylation.